Molecule: messenger RNA, 3553 nt
Organism: Drosophila hydei
Lineage: Eukaryota; Metazoa; Arthropoda; Insecta; Diptera; Drosophilidae
Gene: SRPK
Product: SRSF protein kinase 3
Exons: 4
Coding region: 406-2736 (776 amino acids)
Biological process (GO): spliceosomal complex assembly; regulation of mRNA processing; protein phosphorylation
Molecular function (GO): protein kinase activity; ATP binding
Source: RefSeq, a predicted model, not a curated record
UUCUUUAUAUAUUUGUUCCUUUGUUAAAAUUUGUUGUUUUGCAAAUUUUUAUCAAGGUUAACUAUCUAUACGAAUUGCAAACAACACUAAACAACAGCUGAUUGACGUCAAACUAUAACGUUUACAAACACUGUACAUAGGCAGUGUUGUAUUUUGGGCAGUAGAUUUUUCCACUCGCGGAUUUAUAGGUGCGCAGCCAACGUUUGGGAUAGUAUUCCAAGCGCUUUACCACAAAAUGUCUUUGGAUUAGCAUGCAUGCAAAACGUUAAAGUCAUCUGUUACACUUGGUGAAAAUUAGCGGAGGCGAGCGAGCGAGCGAGCAGCAGCAAUAUACAUAUAAUAAGCGUAUAACAAAAUAUACGAAAAGCAACAACAACAACAACAUCUAUCAGCAAAUACAAUAAUAUGAAUUCAAAAGCUGACGUCAACCGCCGUGUUUUGGCUAUUCAAGCGAAGAAGAAGCGACAUAGGAACAACAAGAAACGAGGCAAGCAAAAUGGAGCAAAUGGUGCUCCCGUUCAAGAAAACCAACAACAACAACAACAGCAACAAGAACAACCGCAGCAUCAGCCGCAACAACAACAGGAAGAGCCCGAAACUCAAGCACCAGAAAAUGCUAAUAAUAGCCACAUAGAGGGCGCCAGCAAGUUUGAACUGCAUGUUGACAGCGCUGGCGGCGCUAUUGACUCAAAGUCUUCGGCAUCCUUUAGCAAUGCCACAGCAUCCACAUCAAGCGGUGGUUCGGGCAAUACGCCCGAUGCCCAAUCAAAGUCGAAAUCGCAAAACAAUAUGCAACAGCAGUCGCAGCAGCAGCAGCAGCAAGCGCGCAGCUCAUCCAACGAAUCAGACGAAUCGGAAAUGGUCAGCGAAAAUGAGGAACAAGAACUUAAGGAGGAUUAUUGCAAGGGAGGCUACCAUCCAGUCAAUAUUGGUGAUUUGUUUCAGGGUCGCUAUCAUGUCAUUCGCAAAUUGGGCUGGGGUCACUUUUCGACUGUUUGGCUCUGCUGGGACUUGCAGGAGAAACGCUAUGUGGCCAUUAAGAUUGUGAAAUCGGCGCAGCACUUCGCUGAAACGGCCAAGGAUGAAAUCAAAAUACUCAGAACGGUGCGUGAGACGGAUCCAUUGAAUCCGCGUCGCCACAAGACGGUGCAAAUGUUCGAUGACUUUAAGAUCACGGGCGUGAAUGGUACCCACAUUUGUAUGGUCUUCGAGGUGCUGGGCGAUAAUCUAUUGAAGCUUAUACGCAAAUCCAAUUAUCGUGGCAUUCCGCUGGAGAAUGUCAAGAGCAUAACACGUCAGAUCCUGGAGGGUCUGGACUAUUUGCAUAGUUGCUGUAAGAUCAUACACACGGACAUUAAGCCAGAGAAUGUCUUGUUGUGUGUGGAUGAACCGCAUGUUCGUUCGCUGGCCGUUGAGGCGACACAAUUGUACUGCAUGAACUCUAAGAUGUAUCCAUCGUUGGUUAGUCGUGCGCCCAAGGAGUAUCGCGAACCGCCCAUCACUGGCAAGAUGAGCAAGAACAAGAAGAAGAAGCUCAAGAAGAAGGCCAAGAAACGUAUGGAACUGUUCAAGAAACAGCGCGAUUAUUUAGAACAAGCUGGCGGCGACGAUCAAACGGAACAACAGGAGCCGCAGGAACAGCUGGAGCAGCAACUGCCACCAACUCAUGCUUUAAAUGGCGAUGGAGGCGCCUCUGAAAACGAGCAUGAUGUGGAUGGUGACGAUACAGGUGGCGGAUGUGAGGACGUCGAGCCGGAGGUACAGCUAAAUAAGCAAGAGCUGGAUGGCACUGAGAAGGCCAAAAAGAAGAGAAAACGGAAGAACAAGAAUAAGUUCAAUCAGCAGCAAUCUCAGAUGCCGGAACAGCAACAGCCACAGGAGAACUCCACCAGCAGCGGCGACAGCAGCAGCGUCGCUUUGAAGAGCUCCAAUACGAAUGGCAGUAACAGCAGCCAUUCAACAAGCACGCUUAAAGGACAAUCAAACGGUGCCGCAGGCGGCAAUAAGAAGACAUCGCGGCCCAAGCAGGAGCAGCCGCAGCAGCAGCGUCAACAGAUAAAUAAUAAUAAUGCGAAUAUGAAGCAAAACUCGAAUAGCAAUUCGAAAAUCUCAAAUAUCUCCAUUGAGGGCUCCUCGUCCACCAAUGGUGGUCCAUAUUCGGAGCCAUUGUUGCCGCCACCACCGCCGCCUCCAUUGGCUAAGCAAAGAGUAAAGCGCGAUCCUGCGCUUGAGGCGUGCAAUGUGCAGGUGAAGAUUGCUGAUUUAGGCAAUGCCUGCUGGGUGGAUCGACACUUUACCGAGGACAUACAGACGCGACAAUAUCGCUCAUUAGAAGUUAUACUUGGCGCUGGCUAUGACACCUCGGCGGAUAUAUGGAGUACCGCCUGCAUGGUGUUUGAGCUGGCAACUGGCGACUAUCUGUUUGAGCCACAUUCGGGCGAUACAUAUACGCGCGAUGAGGAUCAUAUUGCCCAUAUAAUCGAGCUGCUUGGGCCGAUACCACGACAAAUUGUGUUCCGAGGCACGUAUCCGACGUAUACGUUUAAUCGCAAUGGUGAACUGCGGAACAUAACUGGAUUGAAGCCGUGGGGCCUCAUGGAUGUGCUGGUGGAGAAAUAUGAAUGGUCGAAACAUGAAGCGGAAGCGUUUACGGCAUUUUUAAAACCGAUGCUGGAAUUUGAUCCGGCCAAGCGUGCCACCGCUGCAGAGUGUCUGCAGCACGAGUGGCUUAGAUAAGAUACGAUGCAGCCUGGUUGUUGGCUGCAAGCCAGCCAGCCAGCAGGAGCAGCAGUAGCAGUAGCAAUAGAAGCAACAGCAAAAGCAGCAGCAGCAGCAGGAGCAGUAGAAGCAGCAGCAGCAGCAGACGACGACGUUGCUUUGUCCGAUUAUGUGCAGUCAACAGCAUCUGUGGCCACAUUGGCCUCCAUCUCAUCCAUUGCUUCCACCUCGGCAUCGGCAAUGGCAGCGCUUGCACAUGCACGCCUCUAUUCGGCCACCACCUCUGCACCACCCACACCACAGUCACAUGCGAGCCACCAUGCCAUGGCCACUGUGCGUACGGCGCCCGCAACGCCAACGCGUCAACGUUUUGGAUUUGGUGAGCUUUCGUUGAAGCACAUCGAUGUGGAUGGUGUGCAGGAUGUUGGAUUAACCGUUGCCAUGGGUGAGCAGUUGCCACCGGUGCCGCCGCCGCCGCCACCGCCGAUGUCAGCGCAAUACAGCAAACCCAAAUCUCAGCGCUUAUUUUGGCGCAAGGCGUUGCGCCGCGUCUUCCAGCGUCGCAAGUGACGUCAAUUGCGGCGUCGACGUCAAGAUAUGCCCCGUUGGCGUCCACGUCGCUGUCGGCGACAUCGUACGCUGGCCGAGCGUGUGCGUCGCAUAUGCGCUUGCUGUGCCUACGGCCAGGUGUUCAUUCGCAAUGCACGGCUAGCGCUGCUCAGUUGCAUUCGUUGGCGCACACGUGGCAACAUACGCAACAACAAAUUUUACUUUACCAAUCAUUAAGCAACAUUAAGAAGACGGAGACGAAGACGAAAAGAAAGAUGAAGAAGAA